AUGUAUAGGAACUUGGCGAUCCUGGCCGUGGCUUCCCUGUUGGCCCUGAGCGCCAUCUCGCCGCCGGAGACCGAGGCCGCCGCCGCCGCCGCGCCCGAGCCCUGUUGUGGUCGCUUCGCUGCCGGGGCGCUCGGCUUUGCUGGGGGUUACCUCGUAGGUCACCACCGCCAUGGAUGCGGAGGGUGUGGAGGAGGAUGUGGAUGGUGCGGAGGAGGAUGGUAUGGGCGCAAGAGGAGGAGUCUCGACGAGGUGAUGGAUGAGGACACCUUGGAGGAGAUGUACUGGAAGAUCGCAUCGAAGGACAGCGACCAGUGCGGCCUCCGCCUGGUGUGCGAGCUGGCGCAGAAGGACCCGCGGGAGCUGGAGGACGACGAGAUCGUGUUCCUGCUGCCUUACAGAGGGCGCGAGGAGAGCGACGAGACCACCGCCUUCGGCAAAUACGACAAGGCGGUGUGGCACGGGCAGGAGGGCAACCCGUGCCACAAGAUCUACCCUCUGUGUGUCUUCCCCAACGCGGAGAUCCUGCUGCACCUCCGGGCCAACGCCUCCCUUGCGUUGGACUGA
This is a messenger RNA of Penaeus indicus, 564 nucleotides long. RefSeq lists its product as uncharacterized. NCBI's taxonomy places the organism in Eukaryota, Metazoa, Arthropoda, Malacostraca, Decapoda, Penaeidae. The record is from RefSeq and is a predicted model, not a curated record. Bases 1 to 564 code for a protein of 187 amino acids. The transcript has 4 exons.